Molecule: messenger RNA, 936 nt
Organism: Penicillium macrosclerotiorum
Lineage: Eukaryota; Fungi; Ascomycota; Eurotiomycetes; Eurotiales; Aspergillaceae
Product: elongin A domain-containing protein
Exons: 3
Coding region: 1-936 (311 amino acids)
Biological process (GO): transcription elongation by RNA polymerase II
Cellular component (GO): nucleus; elongin complex
Source: RefSeq, a predicted model, not a curated record
AUGGCCACGGCAAUCAAACACGUGAAGCUGUUAACCGAUCUGGGAAACUUGCCCUAUGCCCUUGCUCGUCCGAUCUUGCUGAAAGUCGACAAUCCGGAGAGACUGCAUUCAAUGGAAAAGCGCUCCCCCCAAAUCGCAGAAGAAGACCAAGAAAUCUGGCUGGAGAUCAUCAAGCGCGAUAUCCCCCAGUGGGACACCUACGACCUGCCCGAGAAGUCCAAUCGCUGGUACGAAAUCUACUGCGACCUCCGCGAAGAAGUCGAACGAUCUCUUGAUGCCGACGCCGCAAAGAUGAAACUGGCUAUCGACGGCAUCACAUCCCAAAAGGCCAAACUCGCCCCCAAGGUGUUGCCCGGCCUGCGCCGACAGAAACCCUCGUUCCGUCAGCGAAUCAUGUCUACCCAUGUCCCCAAGAAAUCGACUAUAUUCACCCCCCAACGAAGGAAUAAUCACCUCGCAGUGCCAACGAAACACCUCGCGACGAGAGCCUCGCAGAUCAGGCAGGCGCCGCGGUCCCUGAUCGAAGAGCAUCGCCGGCCAGUGGAACCCCCCGCUGCCAGACGUCCCAACGAUCCCAGUGCCCAAAUACCUGGACCCGGUCCUUCGAUGCGUAAUCCACUCUCGGGGUCUUCAUCGUUAGCCGAUCGAGAAGCGCGACUACGAGCCCUCACCUCCGGCAACCCGAGGACAUCACUGUCUGCCAAGGACCCUUCCUCGCCGGUCAAGAAACCCGUUCCUAAACGCCGAGCCACAUCUCCGCCUCUGACCAGCCCCCCGCCACCCUCGCGUUCUCGCAAUGAUGAGAGUCAGGCUGCGGCGCAAUCCCAGGCUGCCAAUCCUGCGGACGCCACCUCGCCAGCCCGCCCAUCCAUCAAGCGCCGAAAACCGGAUGUCGAUAUCUUCCUUCGACCAAAACAACGAAAGCGAGUCCCUUGA